This is a messenger RNA of Acanthosepion pharaonis, 1374 nucleotides long. NCBI's taxonomy places the organism in Eukaryota, Metazoa, Mollusca, Cephalopoda, Sepiida, Sepiidae. The record is from the annotation of a GenBank genome assembly.
AUGUCAGCUUCCUUGAGGGAAAAACAGACAGCUGCGCUUAAGCGUAUGCUCACCUUUAACAGUGCACCAACAAAACAGGUUUCAGCUGAGCCACAAUGGAAAAUUCUUGUAUAUGAUCGAUUUGGUCAAGAUAUUAUAUCCCCAUUAUUGAAUGUAAAAGAGCUAAGGGAUUUGGGAGUUACUUUACACUUGUUACUUCACACUGACAGAGAUCCAAUUCCAGAUGUUCCUGCCAUUUAUUUUGUUAUGCCAACAGAUGAAAAUGUUCAGCGAAUUUGUCGAAUUUUUGACCAGUAUCUGAACUUCAUCUGUUUGGAAGAUGAUUUGUUUACAAUGCGUCAUCAAGAAAGAGAUGCUAUUUCCUAUUAUGGAAUGGUACCUAUUAUCCGUUCUCCUCGAGGCAAUGCUGCAGAAAGAGUCGCAGAGAAACUUGAUAAAAAACUCAGGGAUAACAUCAGAGAUGCCCGAAACAGUUUAUUUACAACAGACAGUAUUCAGGCUGGCCAGUUCAGUUUUCAGAGACCUUUGCUGGUAAUCCUUGACCGGAAUUUGGAUUUAGUUUCUCUGUUGCACCAUACCUGGACUUACCAAGCCCUUUCUCAUGAUGUCUUGGAAUAUAAUCUUAACAAAGUGGAAAUAGAAGAGAAUUCAGAAGUGAUAUCACCAAGUGGCAGUACACGGCCAAGAAAAAAGAAAAAAAAUUAUGCUUUUAGUUUUACGGAUAAAUUUUGGCAGACACACAAAGGAAGCUCUUUGCCUGAACUUUUGGAAAAGAAGCGCCUUAUAGAUAUGCAUACAAACAUUGCCACUGCUCUAUUGGAACAUAUUAAGUCAGAAGAAAAAGAGUAUUGUGAUGCAUUGAAGGCAGCCAAUUGUGAUAUCACUCCUGUCAGAUACAUCAACAGAUGGAAGAUGUUCUCGAAAUUGAUGAACCAGGGGUCUCAGUUUGUGAUGGAAGGAGUCAAAAAUUUAGUCGUCAAAAAACAUAAUCUUCCUGUCACUCGGAUUGUUGAUGCUCUAAUGGAAAUGAAAUCAUUACCAGAAGUUGAAGAUUUUCGUUACUUUGAUCCUAAAUUACUCCGUGGAGAUGGAUCAUCUGUGACAAGAAAUAAGUCACCAUUCCAAGAAUUGGUUGCAUUGGGUCAGGAGAUGCCAUCAUCUGCAUGGUGUCUACCAGGAACUGGAACCACUGCAUGUGUUCUCCUCCUUCCUUCACUCUUUUUUUCUCUCACUGUAACGCCAUUUCGUCUCUCGUUAAUUUGCAUAGCUGCAGCAUUUGCACCGCAUAGCAAUUCGUUAAGUGAGUGCAAAUUAAAGAGUAGGGUUUCUUGCAGAGAUAGGCACAAGCAGGAAUGCGGACCGUUCAUUGGUUAG